AUGCUCGCUCCCGCUACCAUUCGAACGGCUGUCAGAGCCUCGCAGGCUCCUCGUUUCGGCGCCAUCUCGCUGCCUGCUGUGCGACAGUUCAAGAGCACAUGGGCACACGUCAAGGCCGGACCUCCCGACCCGAUUCUCGGUGUCACCGAGGCUUUCAAGCGCGACCAGGACUCUCGCAAGAUCAACCUCGGUGUCGGUGCUUACCGUGACGAGAACGGAAAGCCCUACGUGCUUCCCUCGGUGCGUCAGGCCGAGGAGCUCGUUCUCAAUGCCAAGGGCGACAAGGAGUACCUCCCCAUCACCGGUCUCGCCAACUUCACCAAGAACGCGGCCAUCCUCGCAUACGGCAAGGACAGCGCACCCGUGAAGGAGGACCGCAUCGCCAUCACCCAGUCCAUCUCGGGAACCGGUGCGCUCCGCAUCGGUGGUGCUUUCUUGCAGCGCCACUACCCCGAGGCCAAGACUAUCUACCUGCCCACCCCUUCGUGGGGUAACCACACGCCCAUCUUCCGCGACAGCGGUCUCGAGGUCAAGCAGUACCGCUACUACGACAAGAAGACUGUCGGCCUCGACUUCAAGGGCAUGAUCGAGGACAUCAAGGCGGCACCUGCUGGCUCGAUCGUCCUUCUGCACGCCUGUGCCCACAACCCCACCGGUGUCGACCCUACCGUGGAGCAGUGGAAGGAGAUCAGCAACGUGGUCAAGGAGAAGGGCCACUUCCCCUUCUUCGACAUGGCCUACCAAGGUUUCGCCAGUGGUGACACCGACAAGGACGCGUUCGCCGUUCGUCACUUUGUCUCCGAGGGCCACCAGAUCUGCCUCUCGCAGUCUUUCGCCAAGAACAUGGGUCUGUACGGUGAGCGCGUGGGCGCAUUCUCGAUCGUCUGCGCCGACGCCGACGAGCGUGCCCGCGUCGACAGCCAGAUCAAGAUCAUCGUGCGACCUCUGUAUUCGAACCCUCCCAUGCACGGAGCCAAGAUCGCCGGUACCAUCCUUGCCGACCAGCAGCUGUACCAGCAGUGGCUGGGCGAGGUCAAGGGCAUGGCUGACCGCAUCAACGGGAUGCGCUCGACGCUUAAGGACCUGCUUGUGCAGGACCUCAAUUCGAAGCUCAACUGGGACCACAUCACCAACCAGAUCGGCAUGUUUGCCUUCCUCGGCAUCUCGCCCGAGCAGGUGGCCAAGCUGGUCAACGAGCACCACGUCUACCUCACCGGAGACGGCCGUAUCUCGGUCGCUGGUAUCACCAACCACAACGUCCAGCACCUCGCCGAGUCGCUGCACAAGGUGACCAGCUAA
Messenger RNA from Pseudozyma hubeiensis SY62, 1299 nucleotides. RefSeq names its product potential aspartate aminotransferase. The record is from RefSeq and is a predicted model, not a curated record. Lineage: Eukaryota; Fungi; Basidiomycota; Ustilaginomycetes; Ustilaginales; Ustilaginaceae. The transcript has a single exon. Gene Ontology annotation, cellular component: mitochondrion. Gene Ontology annotation, molecular function: pyridoxal phosphate binding; L-aspartate:2-oxoglutarate transaminase activity. The coding region runs from base 1 to 1299 and encodes 432 amino acids. Gene Ontology annotation, biological process: biosynthetic process; L-aspartate catabolic process.